Lachancea dasiensis is the source of this 1581-nucleotide messenger RNA. NCBI's taxonomy places the organism in Eukaryota, Fungi, Ascomycota, Saccharomycetes, Saccharomycetales, Saccharomycetaceae. The record is from the annotation of a GenBank genome assembly.
AUGUCCUUUGGUAGUAGAAAUAAGACACCAUGCAAAUAUUUUCAGCAAGGACGAUGUAAGAAAGGAAACGCUUGCAAUUUUGCACAUGUAUACACCGGAAACAAUAACAACAACGGCAACACAAAUGCGAACGAUUCUGGCGGGGCAAAUAGAUACCAAAGCUUUGUGAAUGCUUCAAAUCUGGGGAAGUACGCAAAUGAAGUCAAUGACGACCUGACAGGGGCAUCUGAAUUCAUGUUCCAGCCUCUAAGCUCAAGUUAUGGAUUGGGGAGUCCAUGUGCUGUGAAUUUAAUCACAGGCCGCGAUUUUUCACCAGAGGAAGCGCGUUUUCUGUUUUACCAAUCCCAAAUGCAUAACUCUGUUCCAACGUAUGAGGUCCAAAUGAAAGCUCGGGCUUCUGACUUUGAGCAGAGCCGGAAGUAUAUCUUGGCGGAUACCCGCAAAGCAGCACGCUAUCUGCAGUUAGCGACUCAAAAAGCCCACGAAAGUGGAGCCGCUCCUUCAAAAGGCUACCUAGAACAUGGGCUAGAUCUGACGGGUGCGUCGUAUGCCAAUGCAGGUCCCAACCCUCGAACCUCGAAUUUAUUUGGCGCGAAUACUACUCCUAAUGCCUUUGGACAAACCAUGAAUAGCACAAAGCCGGGACCCUUUGGAUCUUCCAAUGCUUUUGGAUCUGGAUCUGCCAAUACCUUUGGGUCUGGUUCCUCGGGUGCCUUCGGAAGUAGCACAGGAGCAUUUGGAACCCCAGCAUUCGCUUCAUCCAACACCACAACUGCGUUUGGACAGCCUACAUUUGGAGCUGCACCGAAUACAGCAACUUCACCCUUUGGAGGGUCUUCAGCAUUUGGAGGUAAACCCCCAUCAACUGGAUUUGGCCCUGGAGGAAGCACUUCGUUCGGAUCACCUGCUGCUUCAGCUUCAACGUCAGCUUUUGGCAAGCCAACCUUCGGCUCUAGUGGUGGCUCUAAUGCCUCCGCUUUCGGUCAACCGGCGUUUCGUACAGCACCAAGUGGCUCACAAACGUCGCCGUUUGGUCAAGGCGGCUCUACCUCUAACACACAGACCACGUCAAAUGCCGGUGCGCCAUCAGCCUUUGGACAGCCCACUUUUGGGUCGACUUCUACGUCUUCGCCAUUUGCUUCAAUACAAGGUGGAAGCUCUCCCUUCGGCUCUGGCACAAAUCCUGCGGUUACAGGAUCUUCUUCCACCCCCUUCGGCAGUACAUUUCAAAAACCAGUAAACAAUACAAAUAACGGAACACCUUUUGGUGCUGCCUCGCCAUUCGGAUCUGCUGGCUUCGUCCCAGCUAAUGCACAAAACCCUCAGCCAAACGCUCAAACCAUGCAACACCCAUUUGGUAGCAGUAUAUCAAACAAUCCUAUCGGGACUAAUACACAGCCGUCGUCUACCAGUCUUGGAAUACCUCAAAAGACCACUCAAAGUUUUAUCCAAGGUUUGCCAGAGGAAAGUACACUAUCGGAAUCGGACCUCCCGAAGGAAGUAGUCGAUUAUUUCAAAGCAGAUAAUUUCACUAUCGGCAAAGUACCAGACAUCCCGCCUCCCUCUACACUUGUGAACUAG